AUGCGUUUCUCCUUUGCAAUUGCCCUUGCCGUCGCUGCUACUUUAGCAUCAUCAAUCUCUGCGACGCCCAUUGAAGAUAGUGCCCAGAAAUGUGCUUUCUUUUGCUGGAUUGACGUAAAUUGCGAGCACUGCACUUGGGGGCUUUGCAUCAGUCCACGAUACAUCGUCGAUCAAGACGAUGACUGUGCUAGUGCAGAUAGAGUUUGGACGUUCGGAUGGGGUCGGAGGGGGUGGAUAUUCUGGGAUCGAGAUGUCUUCGUUUCAGGGAGUUUCAAACGCUGGAUCCACACCAAAUUGCCAGAAGACACUCUGCUGGCAUUGUAA
Suillus discolor is the source of this 324-nucleotide messenger RNA. RefSeq lists its product as uncharacterized. Bases 1 to 324 code for a protein of 107 amino acids. The record is from RefSeq and is a predicted model, not a curated record. Lineage: Eukaryota; Fungi; Basidiomycota; Agaricomycetes; Boletales; Suillaceae. The transcript is spliced from 3 exons.